Messenger RNA from Ziziphus jujuba (common jujube), 1904 nucleotides. Its product is annotated as aspartyl protease family protein At5g10770. The record is from RefSeq and is a predicted model, not a curated record. Gene Ontology annotation, molecular function: aspartic-type endopeptidase activity. NCBI's taxonomy places the organism in Eukaryota, Viridiplantae, Streptophyta, Magnoliopsida, Rosales, Rhamnaceae. The coding region runs from base 123 to 1568 and encodes 481 amino acids. Gene Ontology annotation, biological process: proteolysis. The transcript is spliced from 3 exons.
UGGAAACAACGUUUGCAAGCUAGUACAGUAUUGUGUCAUUAUAUAAGGAUAUAUAGAAAAUGUAUGCAAUAUUGUUCAAAAGCAACACAAGUUGAGAGAAUUUAUCUUAGAGUAAUAAAUUCAUGGCCUCCUCCCCCUUCCUCAGCUAUCUCCUCUUUGGUUCCUUGUUAUAUCUGAGCUGCCUUAAUAAUGUUUUCUGCUUGGAGAAGAGCUUUGGGUUUGAAGAGAAGGUCACCUCUCAAACUCUUCAUACUGUUCAGCUCCUCUCUCUACUUCCGUCAACUAUCUGCAGCCACUCUACCAAAGUGGAGAACAACAAGAGAUCAGUAGUGAAAGUUGUAGAGAAGCACGGUCCAUGCUCUCAACUCUACAAAGACGAAACAACUAGAGCACCAACUCCGGCUGAAAUUCUGGAGCAAGAUCAAGACCGCGUUAAUUCAAUUCAGUCCCGUCUUUCCAAGAAACCCAUAGAAACUGACGCCACAACCAUUCCGGCCAAGUCCGGCGAGCCUAUUGGCUCCGGCAACUAUAUAGUGACGGUGGGGCUUGGCACACCCAAAAGAGACCUAUCUCUCGCAUUUGACACCGGCAGUGAUAUAACUUGGACCCAGUGCCUGCCCUGCAAUGCCACGUCUUGCUAUCCACAAAAGGAACCACUCUUUGACCCUACCAAGUCAACCUCAUACUCCAACAUUUCCUGUACCGCCUCCGAACAAUGCUCCCAGCUAACUUCCAGUACUCCAACUAGAUGUUCUUCCAUUACAUCCACAUGCAUAUAUGGAAUUCAGUACGGAGACAAGUCCUUUUCCAUAGGAUACUUGAGCAAAGAAAGGAUUACACUGUCCCCGUCCGACGUGUUUAACGAUUUCCUCUUCGGCUGUGGCCGUAACAAUCAAGGUCUGUUCAGGGGUAUUGCAGGUUUGCUGGGCUUGGGCCGAGACAAAAUCUCCCUCGUCGAACAGACGGCCCAGAAAUACAACCGAAUAUUCUCCUACUGCCUACCACCCACCUCCAGUUCCACCGGAUACUUAACCUUCGGCAAAGAAGACAAGCCUGCCAGCGACAUCAAGUACACCCCGCUAACCACACUUUCUCAGGGCGAUUCGUUUUAUGGCCUCCAAUUGCAAGGGAUAAGUGUUGGUGGAAGUCAAGUACCAAUUCCGGCAUCCGUUUUUUCCUCCGGCACCGUUAUUGAUUCCGGAACUGUCAUAACUCGUUUACCGGCAACUGCAUAUAGCGCCUUCAGGUCCGAGUUUCGGCAACAGAUGAAAGAUUAUAAGUUGAUAACAGUAACCCCAAACUUCUUAUUGGAUACUUGCUAUGACUUCAGCGGUCAUGCAGAGGUAAAGAUUCCAAAAAUAAGCUUCUUGUUCGGCGGAGGGACUAUGGUGGACUUGGAUGUAACCGGGAUAUUGGUUGUAUUGAGUAAGUCCCAAAUUUGUUUGGCAUUUGCUGGGAACAAGGACGAUUCUGACAUUGCCAUCUUCGGGAAUGUCCAGCAGAAAAGGUUCGAGGUGGUGUAUGAUAUUGUAGGAGUGAGAAUUGGGUUUCGCUCUGCUGCUUGUUAGUUAUUUAAUAUCAGGCAAGCAAUACGAGGAUGUGGUUUAUAUAUGCAUGUAGCAACAGAAGAAGGUUGGUGGUGUUUGUCGUUAACUGAUUCAUACUUAUGUUAUAGCGGAAUAUUACAUGAAUCAGUUGAGCAAAUGAUUUAUGAAUAAGGAUGGGGUUUAUAAAUAUGUAAGUGAUUUUUUUUUUUUUUUUUGGGUAAGCUAAAUUAUAAAUAAUAGUAGGCUUUUAAGUUUAUGGGAAUGGAAUAAUAACUUUAUAAAGCGGUAGUGUUUUUAUUAUUAUUUUGAAUUGUUGCUUGAACAUGACUUCAUUGAAAAUAAAGUCUUUUUUGAUUA